UUGAUACAUCUUACGAGUAUCAGAGCUCCUUCUAAUGCAGAUGUAAAUAAAUCAUGGACGUGAUGCAAUUUUAUUGUAGUUUGUGUCAAUAGUGCACUGUGAUGUGAUUAGAGUUCUUCGUGCAUAGUCUUCUGCUUUUUUUUAGAAAUGUCAUUCUUCGACUUUUUUCGAAAUUUUCUCGGUACAAAACAUCGCAACGAGCCUGGCACAAGCGGGCUUGGCAAUGAUGAUUCGUACAGAGACAGUUUUCGAAAUCCAAUUUGGCAAAGUGACGAGGAUGAUGACGACAUAGAUGACUUUCGACAUCCUAGAAGCGGCAUGCAUUUCAAGAUCUUUAGCGGGCCGCUUGAAAUGACACGUUAUUUUGAAUCUCAGAUGGAUAAUAUGUUAAAAAAUUUCUUUUUUGGAUUCAAUAAUGAAUUUUUUGGAGAUGAAGCUAAUAAAGCAUUACCAUUUGUUACACCUGAAAAGGAUGAUAAUUUACGUGACGAAAUGCUGAAAUCUUAUCCUGAUGCAUUUAUCACAGAUGUACCACCCGAACAAAAAAUAGAUACAGAUAUAGAUGGAAAGAUUACUACAGAAGAAUUCUCAAGAAUGUGGAAUAAAGGAAAUGUAGAAAUAGUAAAGCCUUUUGUACCACAUAGCUUUUCAACUGGAAGGUCUGUUAGAAAAGAGAUUAUUCGUAGAUCUGAUGGAACUAUAGAACAAAAGCAAAUAAUUAGAGACAGUGAAGGUAAUGAAGAAAUAAUAGAAUCAAAGGAAAUAGGUGAUAAAAAAUAUGUCAUCACUACAAAAAAGGAUAAAAAUGGUGUUGAAACAAAAUCUGAGGAUUUGUUUAAUAUUGAUGAAAGCGAACUUAAAGACUUCGCGCAAAGAUGGACGCCUUCCAUUAAAGAUAAUAUAGAUAGCGAUAAUACAACUUUAAAUCGCUUUCCAUGGGAAAAGUUUUUCGGACCCAACCCCAAAUUAUAGUACAGUAAAGUAAAUAGAAAGUAAUAGUUUCCUUUUCCUAAUAGUUAAAACACUACAUGCCUCCUUUGUAAAAAAUCUAUAUUAAAUAUCCAAUAAAUUAUUUGAAACAAAGGU
Camponotus floridanus (Florida carpenter ant) is the source of this 1086-nucleotide messenger RNA. RefSeq lists its product as uncharacterized. The coding region runs from base 148 to 972 and encodes 274 amino acids. Gene Ontology annotation, cellular component: actin cytoskeleton; apical plasma membrane; sarcoplasmic reticulum. The transcript has 6 exons. Gene Ontology annotation, biological process: regulation of actin filament polymerization; negative regulation of apoptotic process. The record is from RefSeq and is a predicted model, not a curated record. Lineage: Eukaryota; Metazoa; Arthropoda; Insecta; Hymenoptera; Formicidae.